AGGGUUUAAGAGACUGCUCAUUGGCAAUCAGCAGCUUUCUCCAAAGCCUCAAGCUUGAUCAGCAUCUAGGGUUUCCGAUCGCCGGCGAAAAGAGAAGACAAUGGGGCACUCCAACAUCUGGAACUCUCACCCUAAGAACUACGGUCCUGGAUCCCGCACUUGCCGUGUGUGCGGAAAUCCUCAUGGUAUAAUCAGAAAGUAUGGGCUAAUGUGCUGCAGACAGUGCUUCCGCAGCAAUGCAAAGGAAAUUGGCUUCAUCAAGUACCGUUAAAUCUCGACAAAGGGUGUGCCACAAUUUCGGAAUUAACCUAGUCUCUGCUAGGUUGUUUUUUGAAAUGUUAGCCAUAGCCAAUCAUCUGAGAAAUGUGUCAAUACAGUGAUUUUCCAAUCUGUGAUCGAAUUUGGAUUUAUAUCUGAACGAUCAGAUUAAUUUGGUUUCAUAGUAUUGACAUUUCUUACUUUUAUUUUCUCA
Messenger RNA from Salvia hispanica, 472 nucleotides. RefSeq names its product small ribosomal subunit protein uS14z/uS14y/uS14x. Gene Ontology annotation, molecular function: zinc ion binding; structural constituent of ribosome. The record is from RefSeq and is a predicted model, not a curated record. Gene Ontology annotation, biological process: cytoplasmic translation. Gene Ontology annotation, cellular component: ribosome; cytosolic small ribosomal subunit. NCBI's taxonomy places the organism in Eukaryota, Viridiplantae, Streptophyta, Magnoliopsida, Lamiales, Lamiaceae.